Jaculus jaculus (lesser Egyptian jerboa) is the source of this 798-nucleotide messenger RNA. RefSeq names its product membrane spanning 4-domains A12 (gene Ms4a12). The transcript is spliced from 6 exons. The coding region runs from base 1 to 798 and encodes 265 amino acids. The record is from RefSeq and is a predicted model, not a curated record. Gene Ontology annotation, biological process: cell surface receptor signaling pathway. Lineage: Eukaryota; Metazoa; Chordata; Mammalia; Rodentia; Dipodidae. Gene Ontology annotation, cellular component: plasma membrane.
AUGAAACCUUCCCAGAGACCAACCUACCCUGGAGUACAUGAAACCAUUCCCAAUCCUUACCCACCAACAGGCUCCAUGCUUCCUGAACCUCAACCACCUUUGGGGUUUAUAAACCAAGGAAACCAUGCACAGGUGGGCCAAGUCACCUUCAUCACAUCUCCGGCUAUCUUUGAUAGCAGCCAACCAUGUCAAGGAAAUAUACAAAUGGCAAAUCCAGCCACAGGAACAGCAGCAGUAAACUUUAAAGAAGAAGCAAAGACAUUAGGGGCAAUCCAGAUCAUAAUUGGACUGUUGCAUAUUGGCUUUGGAGCUGUUCUGGGUUCAGUGAGCAUCAAUCAUUAUUCAUAUUGGGGGUUUACCUCCAUAGCUUUUAUUGGCGGAUAUCCAUUCUGGGGUGGAGUCUGUUUCAUUAUUUCUGGCUCCCUCUCCAUAGCAGCAUCCAAGGAUUUAUCCUCUUGUCUGAUAAAGGGCAGCUUAGGAAUGAAUAUUGUUAGUUCUAUCUUUGCCCUUACUGGAGUGAUUUUGUUGCUGGUGGAUCUGAGCAUCAAUGACCAAAUUCAUCAAAACAUUUGGGCAUGGCGUUCUAAGAAAGGAAUUUCAGCCAUGUUGAUGAUCUUCUCCUUCUUGGAGUUCAGUAUAAAUUGUACCGUGGCCCAUUUUGCCAACCAGACAAUCAUGCACACCAACAGGUCUGUCCUGGUGGUUCCACAAGUGUGUAUAACCAACCCUGUGGCACAAGAGCUUCCCCCAGCUCCUCCCAUGUAUGAUGGCCUCCCAGCAUAUGCUCCUAGACACUAA